AUGCAAACCGGUCAUACGUUGGAGGCCGUCCCCCGCACGCCGCGCCUAUCCCGAGCCCCAAUGAGAACAGGCCGCACGCUAGCGCCAACCAACGAAGCCCAUCCUUGUGCCAACCAAAGAGCCCCCCGCUCUAACCGUGAAGGAGCUGCUCGUAGGUGCUUUACCCUUGUCCGUCUAAGCGAGAGGGAGCUACAUGAGAUACUUGAGCCAACUCAUCUUUCAGCUGCCCCGAAUGAGAGGGCGAAGCUCGCCAAGACCGACACUCGUCGAUUCAAGCGAGCGCCGGCUUUGGCUCGACCGGAAACUAAUGUCCACUCGCCCGUCACGACCCCGACCUCCGAAACCAUAGGGUCAAAAGGAACGACCUCCGAAGGAGCGCUAGUAAGGCUAGGAGGCACCAUCGAGCCCCCUCCUUAUCGAGCCUCCGGUAUCAACUAG
This is a messenger RNA of Dovyalis caffra, 438 nucleotides long. The record is from the annotation of a GenBank genome assembly. Lineage: Eukaryota; Viridiplantae; Streptophyta; Magnoliopsida; Malpighiales; Salicaceae.